CGCUCUGUGCCUGCGCUAAGGCAACAGGUGACUUGUUGUUUACAGCAGGUAUUUGUGCAGAGUCCCCUCGGGCACUGGGCAGGCAGCGAGGGUCUUGCAGCUCUGCCAGGAAAGGGCAAAAACCUCUUGACCGCGGAGGCCCAGCGAGCGUACCUUGGCUGAAAACAUAUUCUGCUUUAGCGGCUUAAAGGAGGCUCUGGCUAAGGUGAAACUACGGCAUCCUUUGUUAGCCAGCACGCUUCCCAGGGAGGAUGGACAGAGCAGAGAGCAGCCUGUUUGGACAAGAACAGCAAUGUCUUACCUGCUAGUGUGCACCAGCGAAAAGCAUCUACCAGACAACUCAGUGGAUUGUGUUAACCAGGAGCCGCCUUGCCACACUGUGAUGGACAGAGAGAAAACACAUACCCCGGGUUUACAGCUGUUCAGACCAUUUGUGUGGUGGAGGAGCUGGAAAGGUUGGUGCAAGUAGCCAGACCCGUGAGUGUGCUGUGAUAACAGGGGGACACACUUGGGAGCAUAGGAGUUGCUGUGUCGGAGGCGACCUUUAGACCUAAGCCGUUUCAUCAAAUGCCACUGACUUGUGCCUCGACUUCACCUCUGAGUUGCCAUGGCCAAGUUAGAGACCCUGUCUGCUCUUAGUGACCCAAGCUACCCGAGCCAGGAGACCUUCCGCUCGUUUGCCCCCAGGCCUUCUGAAACUGCCUCCCAAAACACUAUGGGAAGCGUGGGCAGUGGAGUCGCCAAUGAGCAAGAGUUUGCGAUGAAGAGCGUGGGAACCCGGACUCAGAGCAGCGGUAGGCAGGCGGAUAGCUCGCGGAAUGGCUAUUCCACACGGGAGAUCUCCAACCGCUACUCUGGGGAGGAGAAGACCUACAAGUCGGAGAAGAUCUCCAACUCCCUCUACAUCAACGGGGACCUGCGCAAGAGCGAGAAGAUGAAGACAGACAUUUGUGGGAACGUUGCCACCAACAACGAGAAAAACCUGCCACCUCCUCCCCAGUACAGAGAACCCAGUAACCCACCAAAGAUCUUGCCGGUCUCUGGCAAACUGGACCAGAGCAAUGAGCCCUUAGUUAGACCGUCAGCCUUUAAACCGGUAGUUCCUAAAAACUUCCAUUCCAUGCAGAAUCUCUGCCCGCCACAGAACAACGGGAUAACAGAGAACAGAAAGAGCCUGAAUCACACCAACAGCAAUAGCCCCUCCGCAGUCAAAAGCGGAGCGGAGAAGACCAGCCUUAAUAGGACUACAAACCAAGUGGGAGGUCUUUCCGAUUCUGGCCGUAACUCUUUGACGAGCUUGCCCACUUAUGGGACGGGCUACAGUCAGCACGUUGGCCCAAUGAGUGCUUCAACGAGUCACAUAAACCGUAUUGGCACAACGUAUGUAGAUAAGAACAUAGUGGGAUACAAUGGAAUAUCUACCUCAGACAGUGGACGGUCUUCAAGCAAGAGUACUUCCUCUUUCAGUAGGCUCAACCAUCUGAACGAAACAAUGCCUUUCCAUUCGCCCUCAACAGACGACGUUAUCCAGGACCUGGAAGACCGGUUGUGGGAGAAGGAGCAGGAGGUCCUCCAGAUGAGAAGAAACCUGGACAAAAGCGAGGCUGCCAUCUUCCAAGUGUUUGAGGAGAAGCAAAAGAUCUGGGAGCAUGAAAUGGAGGACCUCAGGCAAAAUUAUGCAAAUAAGCUGCAGCAGGUCUCCAAGAAGGCCCAGAGGGCUCAACAAGCUUUGCAGCUCCAGAUCUUCAAGCUCCAGCAAGAGAAAAAAAAGCUCCAGGAUGACGUGGGGCAACUUCUCCAGCAGCGAGAAGAGCUGGAGAAAAAAUUUGUGACUUUCAAGAAAGAACAGGCCGAGUUUCUUCCCAAGAUUGAGGAAACUAAGUGGGAGGUAUGCCAGAAAGCUGGUGAGAUCUCCCUGCUCAAGCAACAGCUGAAGGAUUCCCAGGCUGACGUCUCUCAGAAGCUGAACGAGAUCGUGGGGCUGCGGACCCAGCUCAAGGAAGGGAAGAACUUCCUGAGAGAGAAGGAGGAACAGAUCAUCACCCUGAAAGACUCCUACAGCUCCAAGACGGUCAACCUGGAGCUCUGUGAGAAUGAGCUGCAGAGGAAGAUGAACGAAGUGCAGAUGCUAAGGGAAAAACUCAGCCAGUGUGAGCUGGAGGUCUCUGACUUGAAGCAGACUCUGGCCAGCAUGGGGCACCACGGCCAUUUCAGCGCCGAGCUCAGCGAGAAGCUAAGGGAUCCCUUGGCCUGCGAGAGCGAUGAGGCCAAGAUGCAGCGCCAGAACGAGGACAGCGUGAACGCCCUGAAGAAGGAGGUGGAGCGGCUCCAGACGGAGCUGAAGCUCGAGCGCCAGCAGCGGGAGCAGCAGAUUAUAGACUUUGAGGACGAGCGGCGCACGUGGCAGGAGGAGAAGGAGAAGGUGAUCAAAUACCAGAAGCAGCUGCAGCUGAACUACGUGGAGAUGUACCAGAAGAACCAGCUGCUGGAGCACAAAGUGAACGACAUGUCCACCAAGGCCACCAGCCCGUCUUACUCCGAGGAGAAAAAAACGUGGACUCCGUCCAGGCUGGAGCGAAUAGAGUCCACUGAGAUCUAACAAGGGACCAAGUGAAUAAAAGUCAUUUUUAUUACUGUGCAUGUACUACCUACUCCAGCCAGUGAUCUUCCUAAGGAGAAUAUGCUCUUUUGACCAGAGGUGACUGCUCCGAACCCCACGCCCUUACUCUGUUCCUCAGUGCUCUGUAGGUAAAAUAACCGUGGGUGUACAUUGUUAUACUACUGAUGAUGUUACAUCUGUUUCUCCUAGUACAGCUGGGGGGGGGGGGGCCCGGGGGCCCUUUUGGAAUCUGCUGUGACUGUUAUUUCAAUACAUGCUGCCACACCCCCCGCCACCGUAACCAACUCCCCUUGCCUCUGAGAGUUAGGGAUGUCUUUCCCCUACCAGUGCACGCAGCAGAACAGUGCAAAGCGACAGGGUGUUUCAGGGCAUUUUAGCCACAUUGGCUAAUAGAGCAAAGGUCUUGGGGUCAGAAGAACCAUGCAGUUCAGUGCUACACGGUAUCCCAUCUUGAUGUUCCUCGUCUUACAGCCUCAUCCAGUGAAGUCAGUUGGAGGUUUGCCACAGACUUCAGUGAAAGUAGGCUUUGACCUAGUCAGAUAAGUCUCUAUAGCAAAUGCUUUGGGAACAAUUGCCAAGGUCCAUGGUUGUCACUAGGGAAUUAGAAUAAGCCCGUUAUAGUACAGGGAGCCAAGCCCAAAAGGAAUCAAGCGAGGUGUUCAAGCUUCCAAAAACAUGCAGUGCUUCUGCUUGGUAAUUUUUACAUUCCACAUCCCUUCCACUCCAGGACUCGGAGCGGAUAUGGCAAAUUGUAACAACCCCCACUAUUCUUCCUGUAGUUCUGGCCUGGCCCAAACAAAGGGAUCCCCAAUAACUGAGGCAGCCAUUCCCGUUCCUCCGGAGCGAUCCCUGAGGACAUAACUUUGACUAAGCUUCCGAGAACACCUGGCGGGUUUGUCCAAAUCAGAAAUUAAUGCUUGGGGGAUGCCCGGGGGUGACACCAUCCCGUUCCCAAAAGAAAGGUGCCAGGGUUGCAUUUCCUCCUGCUGCUGUUCCCUGGGAGGUGGUCUAGGUAGAGAAGGGCCUCAGGAAACAAACGUUUGCAGAUUCUGCUGUGUGGGUGAACAUGCCUGGCUAGAUGAGGCAGGAGAUCAGACCAUAACAUAGUAAGCAACACGUCAACAAAGGUCUGCGCUGCUUUUUAAGAAUAUAGCCAAUGCUUAAGAACUGUGCUGAAUCGGGGCUGUAGGAAAAUCCGAGGGGCCCAGUUUUGCCUGCAGAUGUGGUUGCAUAAUUGCCAAAUCUCACCUGUGUCCAAGGCCAUAAAAGGGCCUGAUUCUGUAUCGCACUAAGGAUGCUACCAGCCUUCAACUUCCUGAAGGGAGGUUCCAAAGAGGCUGGAAAGAGGCUGUUCUCAAUAGUGACAGGUGGCAGAACAAGGAGCAAUGGUCUCAAGUU
This is a messenger RNA of Pelodiscus sinensis (Chinese soft-shelled turtle), 4018 nucleotides long. It is a transcript of the gene LZTS3, whose product is annotated as leucine zipper tumor suppressor family member 3. Gene Ontology annotation, cellular component: dendritic spine. NCBI's taxonomy places the organism in Eukaryota, Metazoa, Chordata, Testudines, Trionychidae. The record is from RefSeq and is a predicted model, not a curated record. Gene Ontology annotation, biological process: regulation of dendritic spine morphogenesis.